AUGAGCGGCUACAAGCGCAAAGGAGGAUACAGCACUCGCAGCGGUGGAAACAAUGCUAACCACGCGAACAAUAAUCAUCCGGAGAGAUACAAGCCCGAUGAGGACGAAGGAGAACAAUUCAGCGUCGACGGUGUACCGAUCGCCGCCAAGAAACAGCUCGAGGAUAAGAGCUGUGAGGACGAAUAUGGAGCGAAAGACUACAGGGAUCAGAUGAUCCUCAAACCGGACCAUGCGUCACGACCUCUGUGGGUGUCAGCUGAUGGGCACAUCUUCCUCGAAGCGUUCUCCCCUGUGUACAAGCACGCUCACGACUUCCUUAUCGCCAUCGCUGAGCCGGUCUGUCGACCAGAAUUCAUCCACGAAUACAAACUGACUUCCUACUCACUGUACGCGGCUGUAUCGGUCGGCUUGCAAACAGAUGACAUCAUCGAGUACCUCAGAAGAUUAAGUAAAACCAGUAUACCUGAAGGCAUUCUCGAUUUCAUCCGGAUCUGUACCGUUUCGUACGGAAAAGUGAAACUCGUUUUGAAACAGAAUCGCUACUUCGUCGAAAGUAAUCACCCUGAAGUUCUUCAGAAAUUACUCAAGGAUCCCGUCAUCCAAAAUUGCAGAUUGAAACGGAGCGAGGGAGAAGUCGAGCUCCUCACAGUCACAACGACGAAAAACACUACGAUCGUUCCGGGUACCAAAGCCGCGGAGCCCGGGGACAAGACCGAGGUCCCGAACGAUAUAUUUGAUUUCUACGAACGCUUGGAAAACGAUGAAGAGGAAGAACCCGAUCGCGAGACGAAAGUGGUUUCUUUCGAAGUCAUGCAGGACAAGAUCGAAGACAUUCAGAAGCGUUGCAUUGAACUCGAGUACCCAUUGUUGGCAGAGUACGAUUUCAAAAAUGACACACAUAACCCCGAUAUCAACGUGGAUCUCAAGCCGUCGGCUCUGCUCCGACCGUACCAAGAAAAGUCCCUGCGUAAAAUGUUCGGGAACGGAAGAGCUCGCUCCGGAGUCAUCGUUCUGCCUUGCGGGGCUGGAAAAUCAUUGACAGGCGUCACGGCGUGUUGCACCGUGCGGAAGCGAUGUCUGGUACUCUGCAAUUCCGGAGUGUCUGUCGAGCAGUGGAAAGCGCAAUUCAAAAUGUGGUCAACGGCGGAUGAUUCGAUGAUCUGUCGUUUCACCUCGGAAGCCAAAGAUAAGCCAGUGGGUUGUGGUAUCUGCAUCACUACGUACGCCAUGAUCACACACACCCAGAAGAGGAGUUGGGAAGGCGAACAGGUGAUGCAAUGGCUCAAAGAGCAGGAAUGGGGCAUCAUGCUCCUUGACGAAGUGCACACAAUCCCAGCUAAAAUGUUCCGGCGAGUUCUGACCCUGGUUCAGGCUCACUGCAAACUCGGGCUAACAGCGACACUCGUGAGAGAGGACGACAAGAUCGCCGAUCUCAAUUUCCUCAUUGGUCCGAAAAUUUACGAGGCCAACUGGCUUGAGCUGCAGAAGGCCGGCUUCAUCGCCAAAGUGGCCUGCUCCGAGGUGUGGUGUCCGAUGACCCCUGAAUUCUACAGAGAAUACCUCACGGCGAAAGCUGCGAAGAAACUUCUCCUCUUCGUCAUGAAUCCGAACAAGUUCCAAAUCUGUCAGUACCUCAUCCAGUAUCACGAGCGACGCAAGGAUAAGAUAAUCGUAUUCUCCGACAACGUAUUCGCUCUGAAACACUUCGCCGAAAAACUUCGGAAGCCCUUCAUUUUCGGCCCCACGUCCCAAGCUGAGAGGAUGCAGAUCCUCCAGAACUUCAAAUACAACCCGAUGGUGAACACGAUCUUCGUGUCCAAGGUUGCGGACACGAGUUUCGAUCUCCCCGAAGCCAACGUUCUGAUCCAGAUUUCAGCCCAUGGAGGUUCACGUCGUCAAGAGGCUCAGAGAUUGGGGCGGAUUCUCCGGGCGAAGAAAGGAGCUUGCAAUGCAUUCUUCUACUCCUUGGUCUCUCAAGACACGAUGGAGAUGCAUUUCUCACGGAAACGGCAGCGGUUCUUGGUCAACCAGGGUUACAGCUACAAAGUUAUCACGAAACUUGAAGGUCUCCAGACAGAGGAAGGAAUUCUUUACAGAAGCAAAACCGAGCAGUUGAGACUUCUAUCUCAGGUCAUGCAAGCCGGCGAGGAUGAAGUCGAAAUCAUCCCUGGAGACAGCGGUGCCGAAGCGCGCACUCAGAGACGGCUGGGAGGCAUUGGUGGCCUCUCCGGAGCGGACAUGGGCGAUGUCUACGCCGAAGUUAGAAAAGCGAAGGAUCAAGCGACCAGACAUCCUCUCUUCAAGCGCUUCAAAGGUUUCGGUCGCUGA
Galendromus occidentalis (western predatory mite) is the source of this 2328-nucleotide messenger RNA. It is a transcript of the gene hay, whose product is annotated as ATP-dependent DNA helicase hay. Gene Ontology annotation, biological process: nucleotide-excision repair; transcription initiation at RNA polymerase II promoter. Gene Ontology annotation, molecular function: hydrolase activity; 3'-5' DNA helicase activity; ATP binding. NCBI's taxonomy places the organism in Eukaryota, Metazoa, Arthropoda, Arachnida, Mesostigmata, Phytoseiidae. The transcript has 10 exons. The record is from RefSeq and is a predicted model, not a curated record. The coding region runs from base 1 to 2328 and encodes 775 amino acids. Gene Ontology annotation, cellular component: nucleotide-excision repair factor 3 complex; transcription factor TFIIH holo complex; transcription preinitiation complex.